This is a messenger RNA of Asparagus officinalis (garden asparagus), 900 nucleotides long. RefSeq lists its product as uncharacterized. The record is from RefSeq and is a predicted model, not a curated record. Bases 1 to 900 code for a protein of 299 amino acids. The transcript has 4 exons. Lineage: Eukaryota; Viridiplantae; Streptophyta; Magnoliopsida; Asparagales; Asparagaceae.
AUGGAAUACUUAUCCAGAAGAUUAGAGCUCUUAAAGAAGGAUAGGUUGUUCAGAUAUCAUCCAAGGUGUGGCAAACUCAAAAUAUCCCACCUCAUCUUUACGGAUGACCUGCUACUCUUUGCCAAAGAUGAUUUAUAUUCUAUCCAAAAGCUAUAUCAAUGUGUGAAAGAUUUUAGUGAUACUACUGGUCUGGAAUCUAAUAUGGACAAAUGCCCUAUAUACUUUGGAGGAGUUGAUGCUUCUGUCAAAUCAGAGAUAAAAAACUUCCUGGGUUUUUCAGAAGGUGUCCUUCCCUUCAAAUAUCUGGGUGUACCUCUCAUCUGGAGGCUUCAGGUUGCGAAGAUGAUUGAUGAGUUAUGCAGGAAAUUCUUGUGGGGAAAGUCUGAAAACUCAUUUAAAACUCCAUUGGUUUCAUGGGAUAAGGUAUGUUGUGGGAAAAAACAAGGUGGAUUGGGAGUUUUUUCUGCAUCUAAUUGGAAUCUGGCUUCAGCUAUGAGGAGCAUAUGGUAUAUUCAUGUUAACAAGGAAAUAUUAUGGGUGAAAUGGAUUCAUGGGAACUACUUAAAGCAUUGGGAUGUAUGGCAUGUCAAAGCCAAAAAAGGGGACUCUUGGAUGUGGAAGCAGCUACUUAAGUGUAGGGAUAAAGCUUUGAAUAAAGUUGGAGGGAUUGACAACCUGAAACAAUUUCUUAGUGCUUGUUAUAAAAACUCUAAAAUCCAGUUAUCAGCAGUUUACACUACAUUCUCUCCUUUUUCACAAAAUGUUCCAUGGAUUAACACAGUGUGGGGGAAGUUGAAUUAUCCUAGGCACUCGUUUGUGAUGUGGCUUGCGAUGCUGAACAGGCUGUUUACUGGUAAAUUGAUUCAUUUCAGUUUUGACUACCAGGCUGUUUACUGGUAA